Messenger RNA from Batrachochytrium dendrobatidis JAM81, 1107 nucleotides. RefSeq lists its product as uncharacterized. The record is from RefSeq and is a predicted model, not a curated record. The coding region runs from base 1 to 1107 and encodes 368 amino acids. NCBI's taxonomy places the organism in Eukaryota, Fungi, Chytridiomycota, Chytridiomycetes, Rhizophydiales. The transcript has 2 exons.
AUGACCAGGCUUUAUAUUCAAUACCUUGAAAACACUCCGGUAUCAUUAUUUACUCAAAAUUUGUCUGUCCCUGAAGGAGAAGAACCUGAUAUUUCUGACCUGGUCGCCGCUUACAAGGCUGCCACCACUCCUCGUUUUGAAAAUAUUCCUGUUGACGAGCUCACCAUCCAUUGCUGGAGAUGUGCUUCUGAAAUCCAUUCAGGAGCCGGAAUCAAUGACUUUGUCAGAAAAGGUAUACCAACGUAUUGGAAAGUUUCUGGCGCUCUCUCGGAUUCCUUAGCCGUAAAAGGUGUUUGUUCUCGUAUGUAUCGAAAUGCUGAUAACUAUCUUGGUUACUACGAAUCAGGGCAACCAGCUUUCUUUUAUGAGGAAAACGAACCCACUCUCAAAAUCAAUGUAUUAUUUAAAACAAAAGAAAACGCUCUUCGCUUCGAUAGUCACUUACGAAAUGAAUCGAUUACCAUCAAUUCUCCUAUGAACAGCCUGACAAUUAAUUCCAGUGUUUCUACAACCUCAACCGCUCAGCUUGGAGAAAGAAUCUAUUAUAAGGAUUACAUCCCUACUGAUUCUGAAUCGCCACAAGACACUCAGUCUGUAAUAACCAUUCAGUUUUCAACCUUUGAAAAAACAAGCGACGAGUUCAAAUACCAAAGAAUCGAAAAAUUGUCAAUUUUUGGUUCGAUGGGGAAAGCAGAAAGCUGUCACUUGAUAUCUGCCUCUCAUUGUAGAAACUACUCCUUUUAUAGUCAAUACGACAAAAACCCAAACAAUAGGCUAGCAAUGUCAAUGGACCUUCACGGUUGGUUUAUCAACUUGAGCACCGAGAUUCCGCUGUUCUAUUUGAAAAUCGUCUCCAUUUCUGAUUCGGUUAUUGUAGAAGACAGAUAUAAAGUCGUACUUGCGGUAGUAGCAUUGAAUCAAGAAUCGGCUGAUAUGAUAUUUUAUCGCUUGAUUGAAGGCUCGACAAAAACAGAUAACCCACUCAUAAUGAAUACUUCAGUUCAUGUGACUAACCCUACUAUAUUCCGGAAAUGUCUGGAAUGGAAAGAGAAGGAAACCAUGAAGAAGUGGGAUGAUUAUUAUUCAAUGGAUUCUGCGGUCCCGUAA